AUGUGCCGGAAGGAUGUGGAUGUGCCGCCGCGAGUGGUGACAGCCAAGGCGACGAUGCCGUUCAACCGCUAUGAUGAUGUCCUGCCUGUGGCGUCGACGAUUGUGAGAAUCUAUGACGCGCCACCGGAGGCCAGCGGCGACCUGUCCGAGGUCGGCAAGCUGCUGUACAUCAAUGCGAACAGCAUCACGCUGGAUGGGACGCGGUACAUUGCGGCACAGGGCCCGCUGGCGCGGACGGUGCCCCACUUUUGGCGGAUGGUGUGGCAGCACCAAGUCGAGGCUGUGGUCAUGCUCGGCAUGUGCAAAGAGGGCUCGGUCGACAAGGUCCACAAGUACUGGCCUGCGCUCGGCUUUACGCUCGAUCUGCCUGCGGCCGGGCUAGCGGUCGACUGCGUGGGCGAAGAGUUUCACCGAUCGGAAAACUGGGUGGUGCGGACGUUUGAGGUGUACGCGCCUGGCUCGCGUGCGCUCCCGCGGGUGGUCAAGCACUUUCAGCUCACGGCGUGGCGCGACCACGGAACGCCCAAGCACAAGAAGCUCGCCGCAUUUAUGCGAGCGGUCAACAGUCACUGUCCGCGGCCGCUCGACGCGUCGCCGGGCCAUCCGCCCAUUCUCGUCCACUGCUCGGCCGGGGUGGGCCGGACCGGGGUCUUUCUGGUGGCGCGGACGCUGCUGCGGCGGCUUCAGGUGGCGACCGCCGUCGGCGGUGGCAUCUCCGCUGUGCCGGACAGCGAUGCCGAGCACCGGGCCGAGCUCGCAGUCCGGGCUGGUGUCUUUGAACUCCCUCCGCUGUUUGACGUCCGCACGCUGAUGUGGAGUCUGCGGAAGCAGCGGACCAAGAUGGUGCAAACGCCCGAGCAGUACGGCUUUCUGCACGAGUUCCUGCUUCGGGCCUCGAUUCCGUACAUCGGGUUUGACUUUUCGACCUUUGCCGAGCCUGAUGCCGGCGAGUCGGGCUAG
Thecamonas trahens ATCC 50062 is the source of this 960-nucleotide messenger RNA. Its product is annotated as protein-tyrosine phosphatase. The transcript has a single exon. NCBI's taxonomy places the organism in Eukaryota, Apusomonadida, Apusomonadidae. Gene Ontology annotation, biological process: protein dephosphorylation. The record is from RefSeq and is a predicted model, not a curated record. Gene Ontology annotation, molecular function: protein tyrosine phosphatase activity. Bases 1 to 960 code for a protein of 319 amino acids.